Molecule: messenger RNA, 3047 nt
Organism: Lingula anatina
Lineage: Eukaryota; Metazoa; Brachiopoda; Lingulata; Lingulida; Lingulidae
Product: kelch-like protein 9
Molecular function (GO): protein binding
Source: RefSeq, a predicted model, not a curated record
AUGGCGGCACUGUUGCUACAGAAACUGCGCAAAAAAGAAAGCCUUAGUUCAAAUGAUGAGGUGCAGUGUAAAGUAUUGGAAAACCACGCAACUCACAUCCUUCAUAGUCUUGAAUGCUUGUGGAAACAGGAAUCUAUGUGCGAUGUGUCUUUAUUAGCAGACACCUCAGAGAGAAUUUUAGUCCACAGACUUGUCUUAGUUUCAAGUUGUGAUUAUUUUCACGAUUUAUUUUCCCGCGAAACUAUGUAUGUCGACGAACAAGUGCAAGUAAGGCUUUCUGGUAUAAGCGUCAGUACACUGAAAGAUUUAGUAACCUGCAUGUACACGGGUCGAAUAUCUAUCAAUGACAGUAACGUCCUAGAUCUGCUGACAGCUGCUGACUAUUUGAAAUUUUAUGCAGUUCAAGAAGCCUGCGGUGUAUAUUUGUCCGAUCGACUUAAUAGUGAAAACUGCCUUCGUAUGUUGAAAAUGGCUUAUACGUAUAAUUUAAGAGAUUUAAUUGACAAAGCUUUAAAAAUAGCUGCUGAAAAUUUUACUGACAUUGCAAUUACUCAAGAUUUUCGCCAGCUUGAAGUAUCGCACGUGAAGGCUCUUUUAGCGCAAGAUGGACUGAAGGUGGAUUGCGAACUCGAUGCCUUCAAUCGAGCUUUAGAGUGGAUUGAAGUCGAUUUAAACGAAAGAAAACAACACGCUUUGGAACUUUUGCGUCAAAUUCGCCUUCCCCUCAUAGAUGUUUCUGAUAUAGUGGACCACGUGGAAACUGUAGGGUAUCUAAUGGAGAUCCCUGGGUGUCAAGAACUCGUGAAGGAAGCCCUGCAUUACCAUUGCUUGCCUGCCCGUCAGAGUAUACUACAGUCGUCCAGGACAAAGCCUCGCUCAAAUUUCAUUUUGGAAAGCGUGUUAGCUGUGGGCGGUGCACCUCGCUUGAAAACAGACCCAGUGAGUUCCCAGGUACUGUUUUACAAUUCACAGACUGAUGAAUGGAGAACCUUAACCAAUCUUAAGGAGCCAAGACACCACCAUGCAGUUGCUGUUCUUAGUGGAUUCCUGUACGUAGCCGGCGGUGAAAAAACGAACGGGCAGGAGACCCCCCUGAACACCGCUCACCGCUAUGACCCACGUACAGAUACUUGGCUACAAAUUGCCUCCAUGAAACAUUGCCGAGAGAGCUUUCAGUUGGGUGUACUGAACGGAUUGAUUUACGCAGUUGGUGGUCGUGUAAAUCAGAAAAGUUCCCUCGCUGAUGUGGAGCGUUACAACCCGGCCGUUGAUGAGUGGGAGCCUAUCACUCCCCUUAGUACCCCAAGACGCAGCGCGGCAGUGGCAUCGUUGAACGGACGCUUGUAUGCAAUGGGAGGCUCAGGUGAUCGCCUUAUUUCCAGCAGGGUAGAACGGUACAACCCCCUGACUGACAACUGGGAAAUCCGGCGCUCUCUGAGCACCCCUCGGUUUUUUGCGAUGUUGGUGCCGUGGGCUAAUCACUUAUUCCUGGUGGGGGGAGCUACACUGGACCCCUCGGGGAACGUAACGUGCGUGAGCUGCAUAGAGCGUUACACACCCGUGACAGACACGUGGUGCACGUUAUCGUCCAUGCAAGAACCACGCGCCGAAGCUGGUUGUGCGUUGCUUGGCAGCAAGAUUUACGUUGUGGGUGGUUAUAGCUGGAACCGCGGUGCACGCUUGAGUAGCGUUGAGGUGUAUGAUAUUGAUAAAGAUACGUGGUCUCCCGCAGCAAGUAUCCAUACACCAUACACUGGAAUCUCUUGUGGCGCGCUGACACUCUACAGGCUUCCAAAUAAAAGUCAUGAAUGAUAUUUUGAAAAAUUUCCGUAAAUCCUUAGAUGUCCAUUUUGAAAACAUAAUUGAUGAAAACGUAUUAAUCCCAAUACUGUGUUCUUUAUAUCAUGGUGUAUGAUCUAUAUCUAACUAAAUGUCGUAAUAAGUCAUUGUUCGGUUUGAAUAUUAAUUUAUCAAAAUAUAUUUCAUCUAAUUCAAAUAAAUUUAUUACUUACAAGGACAUUGCUAUGGUUUAACAACGUGUUGUUUAUGUGUUGCUUUAAGCAAUGAUUAGAUAAGGGAUACUUCUGCAUACUUAUAAACAAAACUGAGCGGUCGCCAGUCGCUGACAUCUGACCACAGAAAUAUGCCGUGGGUCUGUCAGCAGGUUAAAGUUAACAUCGGGUUGAAAUAUAAAUACACGCGUGCUUAACGAAUCAUUUGCCUUGUCUAAAUUGUCAAAUUAUUUUUGGACAGUAGGUUAGUUUGGGCGCGGUUGUCUUACAAGAAUGUAGGGUGGUCUUAAUGAUAAAGAUUUCAUCAGUCGGAAGGAAUGUUGUCAUUUCCCAAUUCGCCCAGCACUUUUGAUAACCAAAAUUGCCAUUUUACCUUUUUCGUUUCGAAUGCUGUAUAUCUAGCUUGAGUGUUUCGAAUAACUUGUAAUCAGUCAUUUGUAAAAAUUUUACUAGCGGUAUUAUUCCAUAUACUGAAAAAAAAAGGGGGAAAGGACAUUUUUGAUAUGAUGUCGCUCAUAUAUUUGGACGCCCUGUGAAACAAUGCAACCGGUUUUUAUAGAAAUAUAUUUCAUGGUUUUAUCUAAUCUGAAUCAGUCAGAAGUUUUUUCUUACAUUUUUUUUUUCGUCUCUUAAAAAUUGUUUUGGUAAAAUGGCAUUUCCUUCAGGGAAUUUUAUGCGGUAAAACAUAUUAUAUAUAGCCAAAGACAAUUAAUAAAAAUGACAAAAUUGACUCAAUGUAGUCAAAAAGUUUGACAGCCACGGAACUAGACUGGUAUGAAGCCGAUAACAUUUUCAUCUCUUUCAUAUAAGACAACAAUUUGAGUCAAAUCACCGUGAAAUCGCGUUAUCUGCAGAUUGUGCCCUUUUGGUAGGAUUCGAAAGACUUAAAAAAUGUCAGAUUUUUCGGCGGUACUAAUUUUUUAAAUACAAAAUCAAACAUGAAUUAUCCAUAUUUAAUAUCUGCGGUAAUAAAAGUCUUUAGAAUACCAAUCAGAACACUUCUUUACUAGAAAAACUUACUCAUUUUCGCGCAGU